Penicillium macrosclerotiorum is the source of this 4005-nucleotide messenger RNA. Its product is annotated as WD repeat protein. The annotation marks the transcript as partial. NCBI's taxonomy places the organism in Eukaryota, Fungi, Ascomycota, Eurotiomycetes, Eurotiales, Aspergillaceae. The transcript has 3 exons. Gene Ontology annotation, biological process: positive regulation of TOR signaling. The record is from RefSeq and is a predicted model, not a curated record. Gene Ontology annotation, molecular function: protein binding.
AUGUCGGACCUCUCAGGGUCACGCUCCCCGGUCCCCCCUCCCCCGCCGCCACCCACCAAGUACUCGCAUCGCGCCGCCAACGCGCUCGCCCGUUUCGCCCAGCCCUUCUUCUCGGGGUCGCGCCCCCCAGUCCGCAGAAUAGCCGGGUCGAUGGGCCCCGGCCGAUCAGGUCCAAAUCUCUACACGUCGAAGGCGAGGCCCGGUGAACCGCAGACUGUUACCCACCGAACCGGCAUCCCCAUCGCCGCCCUCGAUAUAUCGCCGCAACGGACGCACGCUGUCAUCGGAGGCAAAGACAUUCUCAAAACUAUCCGAGUCUCGCCUGAUCAUUCGUCGGAAGAAUUUAAUAUUCGCAAUGCGGUCAUCAGCUAUGCAUCUACCCACAAUGAGGUGGGCAUGUCGAUGCCGCAUAAAGACCAAUUGAAUGUCAGGGACGUCAAGUGGUCACAUGGUAAUUACGACCGGAUAAUCGCGACAGCGGUCGCCAAUGGCCGGAUUGUCGUCUACGACCUGCAGCGGCCCAGCCUCCAAUUAUGUCGCUUCCAGGGCCACAACCGCCAGGUUCACAGACUCGCCUUCAACCCUCAUCUCGCAUCAUGGUUGUUGUCCGGCAGCCAAGAUGGUACAAUCCGGAUGUGGGAUCUGCGUGCCGCGUCUACGAAUCGGGGCCUUUCCACGUGCGGCAGCAAGCAUGUCUACCAGGGAAAUAGCGAUGCUAUCCGGGACGUCCGGUGGUCUCCCACGGAUGGUGUCGUGUUUGCGACCGCCUCGGACAGCGGCGCUAUUCAACAGUGGGAUUCGCGCAAGACGAAUGCCCCCAUCCUAAGGAUUGCCGCCCACGAUCGCCCCUGUUUCGCCGUGGACUGGCAUCCCGAUGGGAGACACGUCGUCAGUGGGGGCACGGACCGACAGGUGAAGGUCUGGGAUUUCUCCCCUUCUGCAGAGCGACGGCAGAAACCUGCCUUCCAGUUCCGAACCCCCCAGGCCGUGACAAACGUCCGAUGGCGGCCUCCAUCGUGGGUGGGCGACUCGCCCAGCUCGGGGGAAUGGCAGUCCUCUCAGAUCGUGACUACCUAUGACAAGGAGGACCCUCGCAUUCAUCUCUGGGAUCUUCGGCGGCCCCAUGUUCCUUUCCGUGAGUUCGACCGAUAUGAUGUCCCCGCAACCGACCUGCUCUGGCACUCGAAAGAUCUAUUGUGGACGGUCGGCGAGGCGGGAGCAUUCACUCAAACCGAUGUGCGGUAUGCCCCGGCAGUGGUCAAUCGCCGACCCAUGUGCUCGGUCGCAUGGAGCCCAAAUGGCGAGUUCGUUGCAUUCGCCCAGCAGCGACCCAGGCGACGGGCUCUGGGGGUCGAUGCAUCCGAAUUUCUGCAGUAUGAAGAGGAUCACGAGAGCAAUAGCGGCAAAUCUUUAAGCCAGAGCCCGGCAGAAGACAUGCUUGAUGAGGUGGCCCUGGCCUCUUCCUUCCGACACCGGCAGACCAAGCCCAGCACGAUUCGACCAUCCAAGUCAUUGGGCAGCACACCGCCAGGGGCAGUGACUAUCAUUCCCGUGCUCGAUCUGGAGGAAGGCCUGGCCAAGAUUUCAUCCCCUGUUUCGAGUCAGCUUGGUGCUAUUGGGAGUAUACCCGGCGUCACGAACGAUGCUUCUAUCUUCCGGUUCUUGGCAACUCAUUAUUCCCCACUCAUAAAUGAGCAUCGCCAGCAACAAAGUCAUGCCAGUGCUCUGAGUGCGUUGAUGAAGUCGCUCGAUCACAAUGCUGAAUGCGCCGAUGAACUGUCCCUGACCAAGCUAGCCCAAACGUGGCGGAUUGUUAAAUUUGCCCUUCUGCAGGAGCUUCAACGUAGAUCGAGAGAGUAUCAAUCUGGCAAAGGGAGCGUCAAAGGGAAGUCAUCCAAAGAUGGCUUGCUGACAGAUAAACACCGACCGUCAGAUGAAGGCCGCCCAGGCAAGGUGAAGAGUCGACUGUUUAAGGGGGUCAUGGAGACUGAAGGUCAAAGAGGUCUCAACCCUGAAGCUGAGAGCUCAUCCAACAUGACCACGCCACUUGCACGGCCAUUGCCUGAUUCUCCAAUGGAGUCCUGGACAAGUUCAGACUCGCAGAUUCCCUCUAUCAGCGAGAACGCGAUUGAUCUAGACCCUCUUCCACCGUCCGUCUUGAGUUCCCACAAUGGUUGGGAUAUGUCCGGCUCCGAGUCUCAACCCCUACACCACCCUCUACCCUUGACGCAGGAGCGAGCAUCCAGCGAAGACACACAUAUUUCCGGAGUUGCCGUCUCUGGUCAUCUUCGUGACCCCUUGCAGCAUGAUCUUGACAGUGAUCAAAGAUCUGCACCAAGGGCAAUAACUGGUCGAGCCGACUGGCGUCUUCAUGGUCAACCUAGUUUCAAUCGCGAGGCUUCAGAAGAUGACUACGAUCAGAAGAUGGAAGAUAAGCGGGCAGCCAUCCGUGAUUACAAACAAUACCCCAAGAAAGUCUUGACGCUGGAUUCCCCAUUAGAAUCCAAUCGCCCUCCUCUUGAUCACUACAGCCGACGGGACUCGUCAGAAAGCUUCCCGAUGUUCUCCGCAUCUACGGAUAGUUCUCACCCUUCCAAGUCUAUCGCGGCGUCUUAUUCAUCCAAUGGGCGUCCGCUCUCAGAUGGCCCGCUCUCAGAUAAUGGCCAAGCUGGUUCGUAUGUUGGUCGGGCUGCAGCUGUUGCGAGACGCGAAUCCGGUCUCGAUCCAGCCCCGGAGGAGGAGGAGGAGGAGGAGGAGGAGGAGCCUGAAGAUGAUGACAUGGAUAUAGACGAAUCUGUGCUUGAAAACGAUCAAGUUCAUCUCGAACGACCUUCCAGCCCGCCUCUAUUACUCACCGAGUCGACUCCACUUGAGCCACCGGGCUCUCGGAGGACGUUUGACGACUCGGUCAAUCUGCUGUCUGGUGGGACUGCAGCCUACACCGGCAUAACAGGAAUCUAUCAAGACCUUUCACAUGUGGAGAUUCCUCUCUCUCCAGAUACCGCGGAUCUCAAGCCGUGGAGCAUCGAAGCCAUCAUGAAGGAGGCCAUCCGAUACUAUCACAGUAGCAGCAGGUCCGUUGAUAUCCAGACCGCAGCCCACCUGCUACAUAAAAUGCACGCUCUUUUCCAGGAUUGUGAGACGAUACUCCCAUACGAGGAGUGUGAGAUGAUCUUCAAAACCUACAAUGAAUACUUGAUUCGACACGAGAUGGACUUGGAAGCCGCAGAGCUCCGACUCUCUUGCGUAUCCACUUAUCCUGGCAUCUACGACUACGCGCAGAUGGACACAUUCAUCAACGUCUACUGCUAUACCUGUCAACGACCGUAUGAGAAUCCGCGGCGUGACAACACCUGCUGUCACCGCUGCAACACCCCACAAGCACCAUGUACCAUCUGCAUGAGUAUUGAGCCUCCUCCGGAAUGGGUUGCUGCCCACCAGUCGAGCCAGUCCGUCUCAGGCACCUCUAGUCCCGAUCCAGACGCGGAAACUAUCUCGCACCUCUCGUCGCUCUCAUCUGCUCCCACAGAGCGAGCUCCUGCCUCCGAAGUGGACUCUUUCGUCACGCCCAGCCCCAAAGGCUCGUCCCUCUGGACAUGGUGCCAAGGCUGUGGCCACGGUGGCCACGUCGCCUGCAUCACCACCUGGCUCAAUGACCUGUCUAUCAGCGAGGGUGGCUGUGCCACACCCGGCUGCUCCCACGAUUGCGGCCCCGGCCCGCGCCGCGAGCUUAAUCGCCAGAUGCUCCUCUCCGAGACCAAGCGCCGCGACUCAGCCAGUCGCUCGUCCGGGGUCGGACUUGUGAAGCGUGAUCCGUGGGCGAAGGGCGAGAGUAGGGCGGUCGAAAAAGUGCGCGGCAUGCUCGGCGCUGCUGGUGUCGCGGCCGCCACGGGUCAAAGUGGCGCGGCCGCCAGUACCUCAACAAUCAAUUCCGCUGUACAAAGCCCCGUCUCACCGGGUGCGGUGUCUCCGAAGAAGGUCCGGCUUGUUACACCAGGUGAACAA